This is a messenger RNA of Scylla paramamosain (green mud crab), 957 nucleotides long. RefSeq names its product KRAB-A domain-containing protein 2-like. Lineage: Eukaryota; Metazoa; Arthropoda; Malacostraca; Decapoda; Portunidae. Gene Ontology annotation, molecular function: nucleic acid binding. The coding region runs from base 1 to 957 and encodes 318 amino acids. The record is from RefSeq and is a predicted model, not a curated record. The transcript has 4 exons. Gene Ontology annotation, biological process: DNA integration.
AUGAACUUAAACGUGUUUAACAUUAAAAAGACUCAGAAAGACUAUCGUUUGUUACGAAAGUAUGAAAUCCUUGAAGUCACAGUUGAAGGUAUCACCGUUAAGAAAUUGCAGAAAAAGGGAACUAAUCUUAGAUUCGUAUGCGCUGAAGAUGUGUUCGAUGUGAUCGAUGCUAUUCAUCGUGCACGUGGGCAUGGAGGUAGAACUAUUGUCUUUAGGGAAACAAGUGAAAAAUAUGCCAAUGUUUCAAGAUCCCAAAUUGAGUUGUAUUUACAGUUCUGUGAGGAGUGUCAUCUGAAAAAAAGCACUGUACGCAAGUCUGUGACUGUGAAGCCAAUUGUAUCCAACAGUAUGAACUCACGAGCUCAGGUCGACUUGAUCGAUAUGCAGAGCCAGCCAGAUGGAAAACAUCGUUUCAUUCUGAACUACCAGGAUCACUUGACGAAGAUGGUGUGUCUUCGGGCUCUACAGACGAAAACUGCUGAAGAGGUUGCUUUCCACCUCGUUGAUAUAUUCUGUGACAAAGGAGCCCCCCAUAUCCUGCAGUCUGACAAUGGAAGAGAAUUCUCAAAUAAGCUUGUCAAGGAAGUUCUGAUGAUGUGGCCAGAGUGCAAGAUGGUUCAUGGCAAACCACGACAUUCCCAAUCGCAGGGCUCGGUGGAACGUGCCAACAGGGAUAUUGAAGCCAUUCUCGCAUGUUGGAUGAAGGACAACAACUCUACACAAUGGACACCAUAUGAGGCCAUGUAUGGACAGAAGGCUCGUCUUGGUGUUGACGCAAAUUCUGUACCAGAGGAAGUCCUGGACGGUAUGCAGACGGAGGAGCAGCUUGCAGAGGCACUAGGUGUUGUCAAUGAGGUCACAGACACAGAGGAGGAAGAGACAGUGUUGAUGAAAAGCAAGAAGAAGCAUCUGCUGUCAUUAACUGCAUCUCCUGUGGCAAAAGAUAUUUUGGUUUAA